Molecule: messenger RNA, 1190 nt
Organism: Lucilia cuprina (Australian sheep blowfly)
Lineage: Eukaryota; Metazoa; Arthropoda; Insecta; Diptera; Calliphoridae
Product: collagen alpha-2(IV) chain
Exons: 1
Coding region: 70-1002 (310 amino acids)
Source: RefSeq, a predicted model, not a curated record
GCAAAAAGUUGCUGCAGAAUAUAAAUUUUGAACAAAAAUAAAAGGAUUUAAUAAAAAAUUAUAAACAAAAUGCAGAAAUUAAAUAAUAUAUUAAUAUUAACGUUAUUAAUGUUAAAUGUUUGUUACGCCCAAGAUAAAUGGAUUUGGUCUAAAGCAAAAUCAAAUCAAAAAGUGCGCGGUUAUUAUCCUUUAGCAGAUAAACGUGUGUAUUAUACGGAAGAUCAAUAUGCUAGAGCAGAACGUGAUCGAGAGCCUACAACAAAACGUCCCCUGCCGGGUCAACCUCAAAAUGAUGAUAUCGAUGAUUAUCCUGAUGCAAAUGAUGAACCCACUAAGCAAAAUAGUCCUUAUCCACCGGGUGUGAUUGGGAAUCCCCGUUUUGGUGGAAAUUUUAAUGGUUUUGGUAAUUUUCCACAAAUUGGAGCUGUUGGUGGUGGUGGUUAUCCCGGCAACAUACCUAAUGGUAUUCUAGUGGGUCCUGGAGGACCAACUGGCAUUAUUGGCAGACCACAAGGGCAAUAUCCAGCUGGUGUCGCACCCCCUAACUUUCCUCUUCCCCAAAAUGGUUAUCCUGGAAAUCCUGUAACACCAAACUUUCCGGGUGCCUCAGUAAAUAGUAAUCCAGGUUAUCCUGGCUAUAAUGGUCUGAACAAUGGAUUCGGACAAUAUCCCGGACAACCUUCCUAUGCAAAUCCUAAUAACCCCCAACAAUUUGCUGGCAGUGCUCAGUAUCCCCAAUAUCCUCAACAACCUCAAUAUCCCGGUGAACAAUAUCCUCAACAUCCCCAAUACACCGAAGGCUAUGGCUUGGCAAAUCUUAAUCCUGGAUUUAAUGUCAAUCCCGGUUUAAAUGUUAAUCCAGGAUUUAAUGGUAAUUUCAAUCCUAACUAUGGCAUUGGCUAUGAUGAAUACCCUGCACAGGUGGAGGGUAAAAGUGCUCGUGUUAAAGCCAUCGACAAGAAAGUAGACGAUAAAGUGGCGAAAAAUCUCAAGAAAUUAUAAUCAAGCUAAUUUUCCAUUUUGUUAAACUAAACAUUUUUCAUUUAUAACUAUAAUUUGUCAUUAGUAUUUAAAAUCGUUUUUUUUAUAUAAACUUAUUUGUAAAUAGUAGUAUUUUUUUAUACCAAUUCUUACCAAUGGUUGUUAUAACUAUAAUCGAAUAAAAUAAUGAUCCAGCAAAUGUCCAUUGU